CUAUCGGUAUUAUCUGCGCAUCGUCUAUAUCUGCCUCGCCCUUGUCGUUUCAUCAGCUGUGAAAUCUUUCUGUCGCAGGAGCAGCGGGGUUUCCAGGACAUGUACAAUUUGCUGGGCGGUCCACUUGACAUGGACAUUCCCCUUGACGCGAACGUGCUGGUUCUGCGCAUCCAGACCGAUGACAUUGAACAAGCAGCCAAGGGAUCCUUAGAAUCAUGUCGUAUCCGUGUGCGAAGGCGUCCAUUGCCCAAUCCAAGAAAUCCUCGAUUGCUAGAUCGAUAUAGGCAGCUUUUAUUGGAUAGCGAAGUACAUCACACAGUACUGGACGCAACUAUACGUUCGACGCGGGAACAUUGGGUUUCUAAAGCAAAACUGGUAUAUCAAAUGUCUCGCCAAAAGGAAAUCAUCCCAUCAAUGCACGUUAGUAAUGUGUUCAACGUCGUUCGCGGCUGUUCUGAACAGGACCGUGAUGUGCUGACGUUCUGGCAAGAGGGUCUUUCAAAAGUGUAUAAGGAAUCUGUGAUCGCGACUAUUCAUCAACUUCCACAUUAA
Messenger RNA from Ostertagia ostertagi, 552 nucleotides. NCBI's taxonomy places the organism in Eukaryota, Metazoa, Nematoda, Chromadorea, Rhabditida, Trichostrongylidae. The record is from the annotation of a GenBank genome assembly.